GCGGACCUGCCCGAGCCCGAGAAUCCGCGGCAUGUUGUGUUCGUGGAUGUCGGGCUCUCCGCCUCCGUCGUCGCCUUCUCCAAGGGCCAGCUCGUCGUCAAGGGCACCGGCCUCGACGCCCACCUUGGCGGGCGCGAGAUCGACUACGCGCUCGUGCGCCACUUCUCGGAGUUCAAGACCAAGCACAAGAUCGACGUCAUGUCGAAUCCGAAGGCGACGUUCCGCCUUCAGGCCUCGUGCGAGAAGCUGAAGAAGAUUCUCUCCGCCAAUUCGGAAGCGCCGCUCAACGUCGAGUCGAUCAUGAACGACAUCGAUGCCACCUCCAAGCUUACCCGGGAGGAGUACGAGGCGUUCAUUGGCGAGCUCCUCGACCGCAUCCUGGCCCCGAUCCAGGCCGCGCUUGACCAGGCCGGCCUCAAGCUCGACGACGUGCACUCGAUCGAGCUCAUCGGCGGCUCGACCCGCAUCCCCGUCGUGCGCGCCAAGAUCCAGAGUGUGUUCCCGGGCAAGACGCUCUCGACCACGCUCAACCAGGACGAGGCCGUCGCGCGCGGCGCCACGUUCUCGUACGCGAUGCUCUCCCCCGUCUUCCGCGUGCGCGACUUUGCGAUCACCGACAUCGCGAACUACUCCGUCAAGAUCCAGUGGGAGAAGCAGCCCGGCGACCAAGACGAGGACACCGAGCUCAUCGUCUUCGCGCGCGGGCAGACGAUCCCGAGCACGAAGGUGCUCACCUUCUACCGUAGUGGAUCGUUCGACCUUCAGGCCGUCUACGCCGAGCCCGCAACCCUAACUGGAGGCAUCAACCCGUGGAUCGGUCAGUUCACAGCGAAGAACAUCACGGACGAGCUCAUGGCCGGCGGACUGUCGACGAUCAUGCUCAAGCUAUGGUUCGAGCGCGACGAAAAGGGUCAGCGGCGCGUGCCCGGUCUUAACAUUCUCACGGGACAUUCGGAGGGCGGGUACGAUCACGAGUACGGUUACGCCGACGACGAGGGGAAGGAGAAGCCGGCGAACGGGACGGCGCGCAGCCAGGUGAAGCACAAGCACCAUUCGGUAACGGGCUCCAUCCGGCGUGGGUUCAAGAAGGUCGAGCGAGCGCUGCAUAUCGGCCACCAGGGACGCCCACGGCAUCGCUCGGACUCGCAAUUGAACGGGGACGCGAAUGCGCGGUCCUCGCAGCAGGACGGAGACGGCUCGUCCUCCUCGUCGUCGAACUCGUCGGACGAGGAUUCGGACGAGGAGCGCGAGCACCGGUACAUGCUCGAUCCGUCGACGAACACGAACCCGCUGAACAGCCACGGCCCUGAGCACGAUGGCGACCUCGGGCUGAUCCAGGGACAGGCGCAGGCCGGCGCGUCCGGCGACGCGAUAGAGAGCUCGCGCGACAUUUCGUGGAACUACCUUUUGCGGAACAAGAAUCAUUCACGCACGAUGCCGUUCUUACUUCCUCCGUCCGAGUUCCACCCUGACGAACUGACGAGGUUGGGUCUGACGGGCGAACUCGAGUUUCAGAUCUGUCGCUCCGCCGGCCCGUGGUCACUGGCCAUCCAAAUGUCGGAGCACUUCGUAUACAUCGAAAACCAGUUUUUCAUCACAUCUACCAUGAUCGGAGACGUGAAGAUAGAGAACACCAUUGGUGACGCUCUUAUCCGUAUCAUCCUCGAGUGCCAGAAUCGGAUGAUCAGCCGCGGUCCGAACUCUAUCUACGGACGCCUGCGGAAAGAGGGUAUUGAUCCUGACGACUAUAUCGCCGUAUUCUGCUUGCGAAACUGGGGCAAGCUCAAAGGCGAUGUCCUAACGACAGAACAGGUUGGCAACCGUGACUCUGAACUCGCUGCGGUCAUCAGGGACACCAAGAUGAUCAAUGGCAGUAUGGCUGGUAAAUCCUUCAAAGUCGGACAUUUCGCCUACACCUUGAGAGUUCACCUCAUGCGCGAGCACCUGGGUGUUGACGUUGACCACGCAAUGCAGCAGUGGAUUGCAACACCCAUGUUCAACAUCGCCUAG
Messenger RNA from Punctularia strigosozonata HHB-11173 SS5, 2010 nucleotides. RefSeq names its product HSP70-domain-containing protein. The record is from RefSeq and is a predicted model, not a curated record. The transcript has 10 exons. Gene Ontology annotation, biological process: protein folding. Gene Ontology annotation, molecular function: ATP binding; ATP-dependent protein folding chaperone. The annotation marks the transcript as partial. Lineage: Eukaryota; Fungi; Basidiomycota; Agaricomycetes; Corticiales; Punctulariaceae. Gene Ontology annotation, cellular component: cytosol; nucleus.